AUGGACUUGAAAAUCUCCCGUCCAAGGAAGAGACAUCCAAGGACUGAAACACAGCGCAUCAAAUGGUGGAAUCUGAAGGAUCGAAAGGAGGUAUUUUUCGCGUCCGUGGCUCCAUCUACACUUCCCCAACCUACUCGUAGUGUGGAGGAAAUGUGGUUGUCUACUUCCAGCGUUAUGCGCUUGACCGCGGAAAACACUCUGGGAAAGACGACUCUAGGUAAGCCAAAGGUACAAAAGGCUACGUGGUUUUGGAACGAGGAAGUUCAGGCGGCAAUUCGUGAGAAGAAGUCCAAGUAUAAGCUCUGGUGGAGGACGCGUCAGCCUGAAGAUCGGGGUGCUUACCUAGCGGCGAAGAGGGAGGCUAAGAAGGCAGUCUCCAAGGCGAAGUCGGACCGCUACAAGGCUGUGUACGACAUGCUUGAUACCAGAGAAGGCGAGCGGGCAGUGUAUCGUUUAGUCAGAGCACGUCAUCGCUCAACGUUGGAUAUGGAGCACACCAAGAUCGUUAAGGGAGCUGAUGGAGCCGUUCUGCGCCGCUCUGGUCAGAUCUUGGAGAGGUGGCGAGAGUACUACAAUCACUUGUGUAACGAAGAGUUCUGUCAUCCUCCCAUCCCAACCGUUCCCAGCGCCGAGGGUCCUGUUCUACCAAUUACUGCCGUUGAAGUCAGUGCUGCCCUCGCAAAAAUGAAGUCGAACAAGGCAACCGGUCCUGAUGACAUACCUGUUGAUAUCUGGAAGCUGCUAGGAGAUCGAGGGUCCAUGUGGCUCGCAACUCUAUUUAACAAGAUCGUUGCAGAAGGACGGACUCCAGACGUUUGGCAAACUUCCGUGACCGUGCCUGUCUGGAAAGGGAAAGGAGACAUUGCUGACUGCACCUCGUACAGGCCUAUACGACUGCUCUGCCAUACGAUGAAGAUUUUUGAGCGUGUCCUGGAAGCUCGUCUGAGGAAAAUUCACUAUAGAUGCUAUCCAUGCUGUCCGAAUCCUCCUGGAGAAACAUCGAGAGAAAACCGCAGUGUGCAUCUUGCUUUUCUCGAUCUCGAGAAAGCUUUCGACCGUGUCCCACAUGAGCUGUUAUGGAUGUCCAUGAGGUCGCAUAGAGUACCAGAAGAAUAUGUGAGGUGGACGAAGCUGCUUUAUGCGAAGCCUACCAGCGUUGUACGAUGUGCUGUUGGAACAAGCAGGCCAUUCCCUGUACGAGUAGGGGUUCAUCAGGGUUCAUCCCUCUCACCUCUGCUGUUCAUACUGUGCAUGGACACGAUAACGAAGGAAAUCCAGAAGCAGCAUCCGUGGACUCUACUCUUUGCCGACGAUGUCAUGCUCGCGUCGGAGUCUCGAGAUGAUCUUCAGAAACAAGUGCAGUCUUGGAAGGAUCAGCUGCAGCAAUAUGGAUUGCGCCUCAACACAUCAAAAACUGAGUACAUGGAGUGCGGACCAAGGAUAGAGGAUGGUUCAAUUCGUGUUGAUGGCACCGAAUUAAACAAGGUGAACUGCUUCAAGCACCUUGGAUCCAAAGUGACUUCCACAGGCGACAUUGAUCAAGAAGGUCGAGCACGUGUUAAUGCUGCAUGGAUGAAAUGGAAAAUGGCAACAGGGGUACUGUGCGACAAGAAAGUCCCUGUUCGACUGAAGUCGAAGAACUUCAGGACGGUUGUGCGUCCUGUUGCCCUUUACGGAUGCGAGUGCUGGCCGACAACGAAAGCCUUGGAAAGAGUGCUGCACGCUAUGGAGAUGCGGAUGUUGAGGUGGACGAUAGGUGUGAUGCUAAAAGAGAAAGUAUCCAACGACACUGUGCGCUCCAUCUUCGGUGUCGUCCCGAUAACUGAGAAGAUGAAGGAGGCGCGACUGAGAUGGUUUGGUCACGUAUUGCGGCGGGAGAAAGAUUCUGUUGCCAAAACCGCUCUGAAGCUCGACGUUUCAGGAGUGAGGCCGCGCGGGAGGCCAAAGAUUCGCUGGUUAGACCGUGUGAAGCUGGAUAUGAUAGAUGCACGUUUGUGUACGGCUGAUGCAAUGGAUAGAACCAAAUGGAAGACAAGAAGCAGAAAAGCGGACCCUGCAACAACGCGGGACAAACGCUAG
This is a messenger RNA of Necator americanus (New World hookworm), 2079 nucleotides long. RefSeq lists its product as uncharacterized. The record is from RefSeq and is a predicted model, not a curated record. Bases 1 to 2079 code for a protein of 692 amino acids. The transcript has 2 exons. NCBI's taxonomy places the organism in Eukaryota, Metazoa, Nematoda, Chromadorea, Rhabditida, Ancylostomatidae.